AUGGAUUACCCAGCAGGAGAUUUGAUUUUACGAGGUGCUGGAUCGGACGGAGGGAAUCGUGCUGCAUGCGGUUGCUCCACUUCCUUCCUUUUCCUCUUCACCGGUCUCUUGUUAAUCGUGACUGGGCAAAUUCAAGACAAGGAAGGUGGUUCUCAGGAAACUCUCACGUAUCUCGGUAUUGCUUUCAUACUCUCUGGAGUCUUCCACUUCUUCUAUUUUCUCUUCAAGACUCGACACACCAGAGAGGACGAGAUAGACGUCGAAGGCGAACUACAUGGAAUUCGAGGAGGGUCGGAAAGGAUCUUCACUAUCAGUGGAAAUCCCAAUGCACCGGGGACGCCCAAGCCACCUCCUUACAGUGUGGCCGUGGAAGACCCACCACCGUCGUACGAGGAAGCAGUGCUUCCCCACAUGGAUGACAGUGAUUCCCCUGCGGUGGAUCAAAUGGAGAACUCCUCAAGUGUCACCUAAUCCCUCCUCAGUUAACAUUUGAGUAACUCACGGAUCUCUGCCUCCAGUGUCAACACAUUUUUCUUCACUUCAUCUUGAAGUUUUGUGCAAUGAAUUCGUGCAUUCAUUACAGGUGUCUACUGUAACAUCGAGUCUAUGGAGCUCGUAUUGAUAUUUGUUAAGC
This is a messenger RNA of Darwinula stevensoni, 634 nucleotides long. Lineage: Eukaryota; Metazoa; Arthropoda; Ostracoda; Podocopida; Darwinulidae. The record is from the annotation of a GenBank genome assembly.